CUUCCUAGAAUAGUUCAUAUAUUUGAUAUAUUUACAAAAAAAAAAAAACCGACCAAAAUAUAAAAUAAUUUAACUCCAAAAAAUAAAAAUUUUUCUUAUCAUCAAAAACAAAAUUUUUUUUACCAACUAAAAUAAUAGUGAUAAAUACGUAGUAAAAUUCAAUAAUAUAACCUCGUGUAUAAAUAAAUCGUAUGACAAUCAACAUAUGUAUAUAUAAAUAUAUGAAAAAUUUAUUUCAACAAUGGAUCGUAUACAGAAACAAAAUCACUUAGAUAUAUCAGAGAGCGGUACGUAUGCGUACUUAUCAAUAUGCUCGAUAUGUCUAUCGGAAUUAUUCCCGGGUGAAUGGAACCAGGAGUUCAACAAAAAAUAUAUAAAAGAAAUGUGCAAGCAUCUGAAUGCUCCUGAAAAAGUUGAGUCGGUGAUGCUGGUCCUGAUUGACGGAAAGUCUGGACAUGUUGUCGAGCCUUACAUUGAACUUUUGCUUCAAGAACCAAAUUUACAUAAAAAGUCCAUUCUUAUUGUCCAGGACGCGGUACUUUUUGCUGUACAAAGCGGAAUAGCAUCAGGUGAAUAUGACGCAAGACAAAGAGUAUUAGCGCGUCGAUUAGCAGAAUUAUUGAACGUUCCGUUUGAUUUGAUAGAACUAUACGAGCAUUCAUUAGUGGAAUUAUUGAGCAAAGAUGUUAAUGAUAGUACGGAGGAAGAAGACAAUGCAGCAAAAAGACGUGACAAAAUACGAAAAAUAAAACGUUACACGUCAAUAGGAAUAGCGACCGUCGCUGGAGGGACACUGAUAGGACUAACCGGUGGACUAGCGGCUCCAUUCAUCGGUGUGGGAGUCGGUACCCUUCUAGGAGGUGCCAGUGCUGCGGUCUUGACAAGCACAGCCGGGGUUGCCAUCAUUGGCUCAAUAUUCGGAGUAGCCGGUGCCGGACUGGCGGGUUACAAAAUGAACAAACGCGUAGGAAAAGUAGAGGAGUUCAGCUUCGAGCCAUUGUCGCGUUUUUGCGAGACCGAUCAUCAGCUGCACGUCGCGAUUGCCGUCACCGGAUGGUUGAAGAGCCAGGAUGCCAACAAUAUCAUAAAACCCUGGAGAUGUUUGGCGGUUUCGCGGGAGCAAUACGCGCUGCGAUACGAAACCAAGUACUUAGUCGAGUUGGGACAAGCACUGGAGUACAUCCUGAGCAUGGCGGUGUCUUUUGCCACCCAGGAGGCUCUCAAGUACACGAUACUCUCGGGAAUAAUGAGCGCGAUCGCUUGGCCAGCUGCUUUGCUAUCAAUCGCUUCGGUAAUAGACAACCCGUGGUCCGUUUGCUGCCGCCGGAGCUCUGAGGUCGGGAAACAUCUUGCCCAUGUUCUGCUGUCUAGACAACACGGCAAGCGACCGGUCACUCUGAUCGGAUACAGUCUGGGUGCUCGGGUAAUUUUCUACUGUCUCAGAGAACUCGCUGAUGUCGGACACGCAGAAGGAAUUAUCCAGGACGCGAUCAUGCUCGGGGCCCCGGUCACUGACAAAUCUAGUCAGUGGGAAAAGUGUUCGCGAGUUGUCGCGGGUAAAAUGAUCAACGGUUACUGCAACGCCGAUUGGCUGCUCAGAUUCUUGUACCGCACGCUGUCUAUGAGCACUGGGGUCGCUGGUCUCGCUGCGAUAAAGUGUCCCCGGGUGACGAAUGUUGAUCUCAGUGGUCUAAUUUCGGGUCAUACCGAAUACUCGGACAAGUUGGUUGAGAUUAUGGACUACGUUGGCGUGAGAAUCCGUUCCACGGAUGUGUUAGACGACGAGGGAGUUCUGAAAAAGUCGACGUCUGAUUACACGGAAAUGAGAAACAGUAGUAGAAAUAAUGUCGUUAAUUCAAAGCUUCGAGUGUCGAAAUCUGACGAGUGCCUGAAUUUACAUCCUUGAUAAAUAUUUUUUAUAUAAUUAUUUUUACAUCGUGUCGCUGAUGCCGCAAUUGGAGGCGCGAUAGAGUACCGUGAUAAGUCCGUCCUCAGUAAAUUUAUAUUAUUCUUGGGGACUCAAGUAUUUAAAUUUAUUUUAUAGUCAAUUGCUUCCUAGCAAAUACGUAAACGACCAAGUUAUUUAUUUGUUAAUAAUAUAUAGACAUAUAGAGUUUAUAAUUGUUGUAUUUAAAUAUUUUAAUUUAUCCGCUGGCGGUUAAUGCACAUUGCUAUCAAUAUUUAUAUAUAUACACGGAGUAUAAAAUUUAGUUAAGACAUUUUUCAAAUUUUUAUAAAAGAAACAUCACAAUUGUUUUUUAUUCAUUAAAAGUAUAAUAGAUUUAUUAUAUUAUAUUAUAUAUUGACAUAUAUUUAUGUAUAGUGUUAAAAUACUGUAUAAAAAUUACACUAUUCCGAUGUAUAAAAAAAAAGAGAUUUUUUUAUUUUAUAACUUUUAUCACAGUAUUAAAUCGAGUGUAU
Microplitis mediator is the source of this 2421-nucleotide messenger RNA. RefSeq names its product transmembrane and coiled-coil domain-containing protein 4-like. The record is from RefSeq and is a predicted model, not a curated record. Lineage: Eukaryota; Metazoa; Arthropoda; Insecta; Hymenoptera; Braconidae. Bases 242 to 1906 code for a protein of 554 amino acids. The transcript has 5 exons.